Molecule: messenger RNA, 1229 nt
Organism: Cajanus cajan (pigeon pea)
Lineage: Eukaryota; Viridiplantae; Streptophyta; Magnoliopsida; Fabales; Fabaceae
Product: serine/threonine-protein kinase Aurora-2
Biological process (GO): protein phosphorylation
Molecular function (GO): ATP binding; protein kinase activity
Source: RefSeq, a predicted model, not a curated record
AAAACACAAACACAUUAAAAUCACUCUUUCAAUUUUCUCUCUCUGCAUUCAUCCAUUGCUGAAUACCAAUACCAAUGGCCAUUGCAACGGAGACCCAACUUCAACCUCAACAACACAAGGCUUCUUCGGAGGAUUCGGGUUCAGAUAUGGAUCAGAGAAGGUGGACGCUCAAUGAUUUUGAUAUUGGAAAGCCUCUUGGAAGGGGGAAAUUUGGCCAUGUCUAUUUGGCCAGAGAAAAGACUAGUAAUCAUAUUGUUGCUUUGAAAGUACUCUUUAAGAGCCAGUUGCAACAAUCCCAAGUUGUGCAUCAACUUAGAAGAGAAGUUGAAAUCCAGAGUCAUCUCCGACAUCCCCACAUCUUGCGCCUCUAUGGAUACUUCUAUGAUCAGAAGCGAGUUUAUUUGAUUUUAGAGUAUGCACCCAAAGGUGAACUUUACAAGGAAUUGCAAAGAUGCAAAUAUUUCAGUGAAAGGCGUGCAGCUACUUAUGUUGCAUCAUUGGCCCGAGCCCUUAUAUAUUGUCAUGGAAAGCAUGUAAUACAUAGGGACAUUAAACCAGAGAACCUUCUUAUUGGUGCACAGGGUGAGCUGAAAAUAGCAGACUUUGGGUGGUCAGUGCAUACAUUCAAUCGCAGGCGGACCAUGUGUGGCACACUGGAUUACCUUCCUCCUGAGAUGGUGGAGAGUGUAGAACAUGAUGCGAGUGUGGAUAUAUGGAGCCUUGGUGUCCUGUGCUAUGAGUUUCUUUAUGGAGUCCCUCCUUUUGAGGCUAAAGAACAUUCUGAUACUUACAGGAGGAUAGUACAAGUGGAUCUCAAGUUCCCUCCUAAGCCAAUAGUGUCUUCCGCUGCAAAGGAUCUCAUUAGUCAGAUGCUGGUCAAGGAUUCCUCUCAGCGUCUACCAUUGCACAAACUCCUUGAACACCCUUGGAUUGUUCAGAAUGCAGAGCCAUCCGGUGUAUACAGGGGCUAGUGCACCUCAUCAUUUUUUUUUGUAUUUUCCUUAAUCGUGGAAACCAUCAGAAUAGAAGCUGCUUUGAAGGUAUUUGAAACAACCGCUGGUUUAGAGACGGUGCAACUAUUUGAAGAAGUUGCUACGUUUAGAGAUGAUGCAACCAUUUUGGUUGAGAGAUGUUACUAUUUGAUUAGAAUAACUGAUGUCACCUUAUUAUUUUAUUGUAAACCCUACCCCUACAAGGCUAUAAAUAUAACUGAUUUGUUCAGGGGCAGA